CUUCUCAUGGACUUUCAAUGGAAAUAAAUUCUGGAGGAAAUAAAACUAGGAGUGUAUCGAGGAAUGGAAGUUUACACUUACAUUUUGGAAAGAUCACCUUUGAGAAUUAGCCAUGUCCCUGGCACUGGUCGAUGGCUGAAGACAUGCCGCACUCCCCUAAGAGAAGAUGAAGGUUUCCAGGUGCACUUGGAGACUCUGAGCCAGGAGGACAGCACUUCCUGGAGUCUGACGACCCUUGUUGUAUGAGGAAGGGGCAUCAGGCCCCCGGCGCCAUGGAGGUGAUAGGCGAACACGAGGCUCUGCAGCAGUUCUUUGAAGCCCAGGGAGCCAGCAGUACACUGGAAAAUCCUGCCCUGGAUACAAGUCUGCUGGAGGAGUUCUUGGGCAAUGAUUUUGAUUUGGGGGCUCUGCAAGGCCAGCUCCCUGACAGCCCACCCUACUCCGCAUCAGACUCAUGCUCCCCUCCACAGGGCAAAGAUGCCUGCCACCAGGCCCUGAGGACCACACCUGGCCGGGCCCUGGCUGCCUUUCCCCACUGCACAGCUGCUCCCCGGAUGCUGCCAGCGCACCCUCCACAGAGUAUGGCUGCCGUGAGCUACGCCUGCCAGACCCACGGCGGCUUUCACACCUGCUGUCCCGACACCGGCCACCCUGCCCCUCCGCUGGACCAGUGCGCGCCCUCCCAUCUGGGGCUAAGUUGUGCUCACCAUCAGCAAACGCUGUGCCACAUCCCUGGAGCCUCCCUGCCCCCCAGCAAGAAGAGGAAGCACACACAGGCACUGGAGGGCCCCGAGGACUGCCGAGUGUGGCCGCACUACUCCAGACCAAUGACAAGCAGGAGUCACAGCAGCGACAUCCAAGACCACGACGGUGAGGGACAGAAUGGGACACCUGUGGACCAGUGCUCCCCUGCUCUGAAGUGGCAGCCCUACCAAAGUGUCCCUUGGCACAGCUUGUUGAACAGUCACUAUGAAAAACUACCCGAUGUGGGCUAUCGAGUUAUCACAGACAAAGGAUUUAAUUUUUCACCAGCAGAUGAAGCUUUUGUUUGCCAAAAGAAGAACCAUUUUCAGAUAACCAUCCAUGUCCAAGUUUGGGGGAAUCCAAAAUUUGUGAAAACCCAAAUGGGCCUAAAGCCAAUAGAAAUGUUUUACUUGAAAGCUUUUGGAAUUAAGGCAGAAGCCACCAAUCAAAUAAUUGCUAUUGAACAGUCCCAAGCAGAUAGAAGCAAAAAGAUUUUCAAUCCUGUUAGAAUCGACCUCCUGGCCGACCAGGUCACCAAAGUAACGCUGGGACGAUUACACUUCAGUGAAACCACAGCAAAUAACAUGAGAAAGAAGGGGAAACCAAAUCCUGACCAGAGAUACUUCAUGUUGGUGGUUGGACUGUAUGCUGCUAACCAAGACCAGUUCUAUCUGUUGUCUGCCCACAUCUCUGAGAGGAUCAUUGUAAGGGCCUCUAACCCAGGGCAAUUUGAAAAUGACAGUGAUGCAUUAUGGCAGCGAGGACAAGUCCCAGAGUCUGUCGUCUGUCACGGUCGAGUAGGAAUAAACACAGAUGCGCCGGAUGAAGCCCUGGUUGUCUGUGGCAACAUGAAAGUGAUGGGGACGAUCCUGCAUCCCUCUGACAGCCGUGCAAAGCAGAAUGUCCAGGAGGUUGACACAAAUGAACAGCUGAGAAGAAUAGCCCAGAUGAGGAUUGUUGAGUACGAAUACAAGCCUGAAUUUGCAUCUGCGAUGGGAAUAAACACUGCUCAUCAAACAGGAAUGAUUGCCCAGGAGGUGCAGGAGAUCCUGCCUGGAGCCGUCAGAGAGGUUGGCAGUGUCACCUGUGAGAAUGGAGAGACGCUGGAGAACUUCCUCAUGGUCGAUAAGGACCAGAUCUUUAUGGAAAAUGUAGGUGCGGUGAAGCAGCUCUGCAAACUAACCAACAACCUUGAAGAAAGAAUAGAAGAGUUAGAGAUAUGGAACAAAAGGCUGGCCAGGCUGAAGCGCCUCAGCAGUUGGAAGUCCUCAGUCAGUGAAGCGAGUUCAAGCAGCAAAUUUAGCAGAACUGUUAGUACAUCUUCUCGAAGAAAAGCCAUUUCCAAAAAUGCCAAUAAGGUUUAUUUUUCAGGAAAAAGCCAGUCGUGUCCUCACUGGGUUUUCCAGACUUUGGUUAUCAGUCUGACAGCGGUAAUGGCCUUUUGUGCCUUGACAAUAGUCUCCCUUUACAUACUUAGCUUAAAAGAUCAAGACCGACAGGCCUCCAGUCUCCCUACAAGCAACAUCACAAGCUCCCAGGAGCCCGUGCUGCCAACCACAGGCUCCGCUGCAGCACCUCAUACAACCCUGGCAGCCACCCAGCCCAACUUGGAAGUCCCUGAGAUCACUUUCUGUGAGAUCCUGCCAUGUCAGGAGACCAGCUGCUGCCCUGUCUGGGGAACGCGAAGAGUCUCCCCAAGUGCUUUACAAGCCCAGUCCAAGGAGGAGACGGGAAACCAUCAGAGGCAUUGGGGAGAAGACAGAAACAAAUCAUUCCUGGCAAGAGAUACGCUCAGCAGACUUAACAGGGGGAGUGACUGGAUUGAUACAACCAUCAGUUCUAUUCAGAUUAUGGAAAUCCAGCAAAUAAUAGAUCAUCGGUACUGCAGUGAAAGCCUUCAGUGCAGGCCUGGAAACUAUAAUUACAAUAUUCCUGUUAAUGAGAAGACACCCACUAACGUCAAAUUCUCUCUAGAAAUCAACACAACAGAGCCACUGAUAAUCUUCCAGUGCAAACUCGUCCUUGGGAAUAUAUGUUUCCGUAGUAAAAUGGAAGCCAAAGCGAUCCAAAGCCACGAAGUUUCCCAGGAAAUCACACAGGGGUAUCAGCACAUUUGGACCCUCCCUGUAGCUCCUUUCUUUGACAGCAAAUACCAUUUCCGUGUAGCUGCACCAGACUUAGCUGACUGCUCCACGGAUCCGUAUUUUGCUGGGAUAUUCUUCACAGAUUACUUCUUUCACUUCUAUCGACAUUGUACUUAAUUUAUUCAAGUUUAAGGACUUUAUCAAAGAAAAAGACUCAGAACGUGGUUAACAGGAACUUAUAUCCUCUUGCAACAUUUUCUAGCUGGAAGAACUUUAGCAAGCCUUGGCUUCCAAUCGUUUUGAGACAUUAAUGAGGAGAAUAAAGUGUUUGCUGGA
This is a messenger RNA of Lepus europaeus (European hare), 3164 nucleotides long. RefSeq names its product myelin regulatory factor like (gene MYRFL). The record is from RefSeq and is a predicted model, not a curated record. Lineage: Eukaryota; Metazoa; Chordata; Mammalia; Lagomorpha; Leporidae. Gene Ontology annotation, cellular component: nucleus; endoplasmic reticulum membrane. The transcript is spliced from 26 exons. Gene Ontology annotation, biological process: protein autoprocessing; positive regulation of DNA-templated transcription. Bases 243 to 3005 code for a protein of 920 amino acids. Gene Ontology annotation, molecular function: DNA-binding transcription factor activity; sequence-specific DNA binding.